AACGUUAAUCAGAAAACCACUUUUAACUCCCUUGUUAUUGAACGACGUCAUAAUGCCAUCUUUAUUGGAGUACUCAGAAGACAAUUUUAUAUUUGAAACUUGUUGGAGUGAUUUCUCUCAUGUAAACUCAACAUUUGAUAAAGCAUUGAUUACUAAAUGGACAGCGUUACAAGAUGAAAACAAAUACUUUAAAUAUAAGUUACAUAUCAAUGAUUCAAAAAUAUUACCAGGAAAGUUUAAGUAUUUAGCACAGCUGAAUGUGGCAAGAGGAACACAAAGACGCAAACCAAUAAAUGUCCAAACCAUGAAACAAAUGUUUGAUCCAACAAUAUUCAAUUUUACUAAAAUGGAUGAAGGUGAAAUUUUGUUUCAAGUUUGGAACAUUCAUCGAAAAGAUAAAAAUAAUUACCUAGCGAUAAAUGUGAGUCCAAUAGGUUUUGGCCAUUCUCUGUUGGUCCCAUCAUUGUAUGAUUGCCUACCGCAAGUCAUGACUGAAAAUAGUUUCUUAACUGCUAUUGAGCUUUUUCUGCUCAGCAAAUCACCAGCGUUGAGAAUGGGGUUCAACGGAUUGUGUGCCAAUGCCUCUGUCAACCAUCUUCAUUAUCAUCUCUAUUAUUUGGAGGAGAAAAUGAUGCUAGAAACAAUUAAUGUGGAGCAAUUGGCUGGCCCUUGUCACAUGUUACUGUCGUUCCCGAGCAAAGGAUUUGCAUUCCAGCUGAGCAAAGGGCAAAAUAUUCCUAUAUUUGUAAGGGAUGUCUACAAACUUGUGAACUUGCUUCAAGAAAGUGAAGUACCACACAAUGUUACUGUGACCAGAGGUUCAGGGUUCCAAGAACAGAACCCAGGAGAGUCAAGGAACCACGUCAGAGUGUAUGUGUGGGCUCGCAAACCUACGGGACCUGAUAGAGAUAUUUUCAAAUUCGUUGGUCCAGCUUUGUGUGAAUUGUUUGGGCACUUGAUGAUCAAAACUCAAGAAAAGUUUGAUUCGGUGACUGAAGACUAUGUCAAUGAUGUGCUCACUGACCAAACAGAAGACACGUUUCGGUCUGUAUUGGAAAAAGUCAAGCAUCUUUAUGAAGAAUAAAAAGUUAAAAACGGAAUAAAACUA
Macrosteles quadrilineatus (aster leafhopper) is the source of this 1108-nucleotide messenger RNA. Its product is annotated as GDP-D-glucose phosphorylase 1-like. Gene Ontology annotation, cellular component: cytoplasm. Lineage: Eukaryota; Metazoa; Arthropoda; Insecta; Hemiptera; Cicadellidae. Gene Ontology annotation, molecular function: GDP-D-glucose phosphorylase activity. Gene Ontology annotation, biological process: glucose metabolic process. The transcript is spliced from 9 exons. The record is from RefSeq and is a predicted model, not a curated record. Bases 53 to 1084 code for a protein of 343 amino acids.